AAGAAUCGAGUGAGAAACAUCGAGCGAACACUUGCGCGGAAGGGCGAUUCCAUCCCCGAAGACGUGAAGGAGAAGAUGAGGCAGCGGAUCGCUCAGCUGAAGACGGAGUACGAGGAGAUCGUUUUGGCUGACAAGGAGAGGAAAUAUUCGAUACGCUACCGAAAGGUGAAAUUCUUCGAGAGGAAGAAGUUGGAAAGAAUGCUUUCUCGGAAUGCUAAGGAAAUCAGGGAAUCGGAUCCAAACAGCGCAGAGUUCGCCCGGUUGACUUCAGAUAGAAAGCAGAUGCUGGAGGACCUGCAGUACGUCCUUUACUUCCCACGAGACAUGAAGUAUGUCUCUGUGUUGAACAAUGAC
Messenger RNA from Guillardia theta CCMP2712, 354 nucleotides. RefSeq lists its product as hypothetical. The transcript has a single exon. Gene Ontology annotation, cellular component: nucleolus; preribosome, small subunit precursor. Lineage: Eukaryota; Cryptophyceae; Pyrenomonadales; Geminigeraceae. The record is from RefSeq and is a predicted model, not a curated record. The annotation marks the transcript as partial. Gene Ontology annotation, biological process: maturation of SSU-rRNA from tricistronic rRNA transcript (SSU-rRNA, 5.8S rRNA, LSU-rRNA).